Limulus polyphemus (Atlantic horseshoe crab) is the source of this 3730-nucleotide messenger RNA. Its product is annotated as POU domain, class 3, transcription factor 4-like. Bases 414 to 1613 code for a protein of 399 amino acids. The transcript has a single exon. The record is from RefSeq and is a predicted model, not a curated record. Gene Ontology annotation, molecular function: DNA-binding transcription factor activity, RNA polymerase II-specific; RNA polymerase II cis-regulatory region sequence-specific DNA binding. Gene Ontology annotation, biological process: regulation of transcription by RNA polymerase II. Lineage: Eukaryota; Metazoa; Arthropoda; Merostomata; Xiphosura; Limulidae.
UAGGUGAAGUUCCACAAUCAUAGUUCUUUCGGCUAGAGAUGUUUCCCGCCUAUCGUUAAAGCUCCACCCCGGGCCUGGAGGUUUCAGUGUGACGACACCUCGACCUCCUACGUGUCUCCUGGGCUUAGGUGGGACCGUACUGGAGGAAAUGGAUCCCGUGAUAUUGUGUCGUUUCCAUGGUUUCAUCACGCCCAACGUCACGGCCAAUAGGCUUUCUGGUCGAAAUUUUUGAUUUAAUGCCUAUCAAAUUUCAUCAUCAAACGUUAGCCAAUCAGUAGCGAAAGUAGAAAGCUCUUUAUCAGCACCAUGGUGACGAGCUGUCGGUCUAAAGCGAGGCCAGCUUGUCAGUAACCAGAACGCAUAUGACGGGCCUGGUUUUGCACACCAGAUCAGUAGAACACGUCUUUUAAAGCAUGGCUACUAGUACAUCCAAUCCAUUCAACGUCACAAGGAACGAGGAAUCUUUAUCGAACACACACGGCUUCACCAGAGAGAUGCAAAUAGCUAGCUGUGUUGAGAUGAAGUACAUGCCACCCCAGCACCAUAGUCAAAACGGAUACGUUCUGGGGUCUCUCCAACAGUGGACUAGUCUACCUCAUCACAAUGACCUCUCGGGCUGGUCAUCCAACAUCCAUUAUAAUGGACUUCACGCUCAGGACAUAAAACCACCAAACCACUCAGGUCCAGGACUGCACCAGGAUUCCUUAAGCCAUCACCGUCCGCCGCAACACAUAACCUGGCAACCGUCCUCUCCAGCUGGCCAACACAUGGCUAGCAUGCCCCCAUCAACCAACGGUUCUUCGCCCCUUCAACAACCAGUAUACGCCAUGAAUGGAAUGAUGACUCAUGGUGGGGUGCAGAUACACCCGGCAAUGAGGAAGGCUCCCCAUCUCGACAACGGACACCACCCACUCCAACUAGACAAUAACGAGCUCAGCAUAAUCGAGGCACCACCACCGUCGUCAGACGACUUAGAAAAGUUUGCCAAGCAGUUUAAACAGCGGCGAAUCAAGCUCGGCUUCACGCAGGCAGACGUUGGUCUGGCGCUCGGCACGCUUUACGGCAACGUCUUCAGCCAGACCACAAUUUGUAGGUUCGAAGCUCUGCAGCUCAGCUUCAAGAACAUGUGUAAGUUAAAGCCUCUACUUGCCAAGUGGCUGGAAGAGGCGGAGAGCACCUCCGGAUCGCCGACGUCCAUCGACAGGAUCGCUGCCCAGGGACGGAGAAGGAAGAAGCGAACGAGCAUCGAGGUAUCUGUAAAGAAUGUGCUAGAAAGUAAUUUUCGUAAACAGCCCAAACCGUCAGCGCAAGAGAUUAUAACCCUUGCAGACAGCUUAGAGAUAGAAAAAGAAGUUGUUAGGGUCUGGUUUUGUAAUCGCCGCCAGAAAGAGAAAAGAAUGACCCCUUCAGUGUCCACCAACAGCAUGACCAAUAAGACUGGUCCGUUAACAGUGUCCACCAACAGCACAGCCGGCAUGUUGGUGAGACACGCCGAUGGAGGAGAUAGUCCUGUCCACCUCCAUAUCCACCCACCUCCCACGUUACACUCGUCCAUCCCUCAUUCAACUAGCCAUUUAAUUCAUACGGUAGGACAAUCGCUGAUUGCUCACUGACCAACAGGUGCUGCUCGCCAAGGAAAGAUUAUAUUAGCACAUCUGUAUGUGUGAAAAUGUGCAGUCCAUUGAGUUAUUGUACAUAUAAUGAACAUCAACAACUAUGAACCAUAUCAUUGAACCGCAGUAAGGGUUAACUUGUUGGUAGACAGGAACUGAUUAAAUCCCGAAUACCCGGAAUGAGUAUGGGUCCAGGUAGGACUGUCUAUUGUUUAUAAGGUUCUUGAGUACGUUUGCCUAUGCUUAAUACGUGUUAGGUAGUUUCAUGUGGGCACCAAUGAUUAGUAGCCACGUGUUAAGUAGUUUCAAGUUAUUCCAGUAAAUGAUAGAAAAGGUGCUAGAAAUAGUAUAUUGUAAUUUUCAACCGUGGUAUGGAUCUCAGUGUGGAUUCGGUGCUAGAAUUAUAAUUGCUUUAAUAAGUGGAAUCCCGUAAAUAUAAUGACAUAUGCUAGUACUCUCAUAUAUGCAAUAUACAUUUAUCAGCCACUAAUUGGAUGAAAACUUAAAUUUAACAAUAACUUUGCAUACAGCAAAAAUUAAGAGCAAACUAAAAACCAGAUUUACCAAUGGUUGAUGAAGAUAAUGUUUGACAAAAGGAAAACCUAGAUGGCUUUAGCUGUACAGUACACAGUGCCUCCAUCAAGGCUAAGUCAGCCAGUGAAAUCUCACUCUGAAAACUUUCUCCCAUGCGCAGGAUUUUGUUAAUGAAAGAGCUGAACCUGAUAUUUAAUGUAACAUUGUUAUAGUUCAAGCUAUGGAUAAAAAAAAGUUAAAUAUUUUCUACAAACUUAACAAUAAAUGUGGAAAUAAUAAAAACAGUCUUAGUUAUCUCAAGGACUGGUGUAUUUCUAUAAGUCUUUAAAGAUUCGCAAUUCUGUCUUUUAUAAGUAUACUGUACUAAUGUGAAAGUCAUGUCAUGUGCUGUUGUUUUGACCCACCUGAAAAUUAUACUAUGAUUUAUGUUAUUUUGACCCACGUGAAUGUUAUGUCACGAGCUGUGACUCCUGUUGUUUUCAAGUAUGACUUUAACAUAUCAUUUACCUUAGCUAUGACACAAUAAUAUGUUAAAUGAACAUAUCCGUUAAAAUAUCGAAUAACUAAAAAAGACGUCUCUCCGUUAGCCCAAACUUCUUUGUUGUUGACUAAAUAUAUGACUUUUGGAGUCGUCACCUGGUGUGAAGAUUGAAAGCUACGUAUCUUAUUAACUCCCUUUCCGUGAUUAUAAGAUAUUUUCCCAGAACAAGUCAAAAUAAACUCAGGGGUCGUCUUGUUAUUUACAUAGUAUGUUUUAUCACGCUUUUCUACAAUAAGUGAUUUUUAAAUAGCAACAGGAAGAAGUAGUUAAAUGAAAAAUGUUCGUUAUUAACUAGUUAAAAGAGCGAUUUUGGACAGGAACUGAUCACAUCUCGAGCAGCCGGAAGGAGUAUGGAUGAGUCCAGGUAGGUCUUUAUAAGAUUGUUGAACAUGUCUACGGACGGAACGAUAAAUGGUAGAAAUCCAAUUUCAAGAAUUUCCUUACAAAUCUAAGUUUGAAAAUAUUUUGACACCAAAGUUCUGUCAAAGUCAGCUGACAGGUAAAGUAGAGAAAACAAACGUUAGGAGAGGUUGAUAACUAGUAUGUUUGGACACUUUGUUGUAUUAUCAUAUCUGACUAGCUUUUGUUACUGAGUUUAACCUUAAACUAAGGAGAAGUUUCUGUGACUCAGUUCUAAUGACCUGUGUACAAACAGUGGCAACACUUUGGGUCACUAAGAAGUUUCUGUGACUCAGUUCUAAUGACCUGUGUACAAACAGUGGCAACACUUUUGACAGUUGAAGUUUCUGUGAUUCAGUUAGUUCCUUCUGUUAUAAUGGAACUGUGUGCAAACUGUUAUCAUCACCUCUUUUUCUUCUGGAACUGUUUAAGUCGUAUUUUUGUUAGGUCACUACUAAUAACCUCGGGAUAAAAAAAACUUGCAAGUUUCUUGAUCUCAUUUUAUAAAGAAAAGCCUGCCAGCAGUUUUAAUUAGAUGUGUUCGGAGUGAUCAAUCUCAAAUAGAGUCUGCUAUAAUAUUAUAAACGCUGAAAUGUUUUUUAGUGCUAGUGUGUAAUGAACGAUUGUUUAUAAAUUUGUAGCU